This is a messenger RNA of Eucalyptus grandis, 405 nucleotides long. Its product is annotated as eggshell protein-like. Bases 1 to 405 code for a protein of 134 amino acids. The record is from RefSeq and is a predicted model, not a curated record. The transcript has a single exon. Lineage: Eukaryota; Viridiplantae; Streptophyta; Magnoliopsida; Myrtales; Myrtaceae.
AUGAGCGGGCUGGUGGGGGUCGUUGGUGGUUCUGUGGGCUGUGGACGGCUGGAUGGUGGACUGGGCGAUGGUCAGGUGCUGUGGUUGGACGUUGGAUGUUGGUGUGAGAUGGAUGUGGCUGUGGAGUGGGCUGGACAUGAGGUUAUGGGGUUUGUUGGUGGGUGGUGUGCUAGUGGUGAGUGUGUUGGUGAAGUGGACGGUGCUUGGAGUGGUGGUGUUGGGUCGCUAGCUGUUGAUGUGAGGAGACAGGAUGGGGGGCGUGUGGGUGGAGAUGGAGAUGAAAUGGUGGAUGCGCGAGUUGGUGGACGUGAGGGGAAUGGUGGCUGUGGAGAAAUGGAGUUAGUGGCAACAAGGUGGAGGAAGAAGCAGAACCAGAGAGGGAAGGGAAUGGGAUGGGGGAGAUGA